AGCGACAAGCAAAAUUUCUAUGGAGGGCAGUGCAGCAAGGAGAGCGCCUGUCCAUCCGACGAGCUGAUGUCGGCUUGCUCAGUGCAAACCAGUCACUAGUUUCCAGUGUAGCUGCAGCCUACAGGGAGAAGGGAACUCCAAGACCCGUGGCUCAAGCGCGGUGGAGGAGGACUCAGUAGUACUAGUAGUCUGUUUGGGAGCUUGUCCCUCAAUGCCCAUCGCAUUUGCAGGCAUCCUUUCAGCAACAGAGCUUCUCCCAUUUGUUUGAUCUUGUGGAUUUGUUGAGUGACUCUUGUUCUUCUUGUCAUAUGGAAACAAGUUGACUUGACGAUAGUAAUUAUUUGGAGCAGUGAUUUCAACAGCGCUGGCUGGUUGCUGGUAGUAUAUCUCUGGGCGCAGGCUCUUUCCGAGCUUGAAUUUCUGGAUAAAGCCAGUCCAGCACGUCGGUGCUGCUACCAGGACGUUUGGUCGGAAGCUACAUUAGAGCCAUUGAGUCGCUGUGGAAAAAGCUGAUCGGCUCCUGGAGCCAAAGCAGGUCAGCUAAACGAUCCAAGGGAAUGGGCCAGUGUGUUUCCAAGGCCGGCAGUGAGCAACAACGAGGAAAUACCAGAAAAAGCUCCUUUCAAGCCGGUCCAGAAAUGACUGUGGGUCCGGAUGGUGUCGAAGUUCCCGUCGACAAUCGACCAGUACUUCAGCAGCAGCCGCGCCGAAAGUCAGUCGAAGGCAGCACGUUGCCACCUGCACCACACCGGGAGAUUCUGGAUCCUCGCAAACAGGCCGUGGCUGUGACAUCAUCACAAUUAGAAUUCUUCAAGAUGCUCGAUGAAAAAAUUGAGAAGGGUGUUGUGCCCGAGGAUGAGGAAGACGGUGAGGGCGAUGCAUCAGCAGGUGCAAAUUGCCAUCAGCAAGGUGUAUUAUCGGAGGAAGCUCAAAGAACAGAGAACGAUAAUGUUGACGUCAGUGCCAGUCAAGCAAACGCAGAAGUAGCUGCAGAAAAUGGUACUGCAACAGCAGCAGUGACGAGAAAUGGUGAUGGAGAGGAAGCAGAAGCGAAAGCACCGGAAUCUGCUGCCGAAGCUAGCUAGAAGUCUAUGGAAGAGAUGACAUUUUUAAAAUUUUCCUUUUUUCUAUUUUAUGCCACUGUCGGGUGAGUCACCUCGCAAGGUCGCUGCUCAUAUUCCCCCUUGUCCUUGAUGAUGACUGCCAGCAGCCCCGCUGUAGAUACACUAAGAUAUUUGAUUACAUGCAAACUGAUUUUUGUCUUCCCUCCUGCUGAAAACUCUCUCUCUCUCUCUCUCUCUCUCUCUCUCUCUCUCUCUCUCUCUCUCUCUCUCUCUCACUCUAUCUCUCUCUUACUCGAAUACCACCAAAUUGUUGCUGUUGUCAACAUGGAGCGUGACAUGUUGAUCCUGUGCUGCACGCCUCAACAGCAGUUGUACCAGCUAACACUAUUCGUCGCUAGCAGUUCUGCCUGAAUGGUGUCUAUUCCCUCCUUCUUACCAACACGCAUCUUGUCGGCCUUGUCUUUCUCCUGACGGCAAGCGCUUCUACCAAGCUCCUCACUGGAUGUGACUCAGUAGUAUGUGCCACUAUAUUCCGAAUGCACUUUUUUCCGUUUCCUUGCCAUGGUGUGCGUUAGCCGUAGCCCACCAACGUCCAGCGCCUGUUGCCAUUUCUCCGUUGUCUAGGCUUUACCGUUCCUGUCUAGGCUUUCGUAUUGCUCCUUACGCUACCGCCACGCGCCCACUCCUAUAGGCUCUGCUGUGCUGUGUAGUAGCGGUAGUAAUAGUUGUAGCUGCUGUAGUGCGCCGUAUUGCGACACCUAGCACACGAAUAGGGCCGACAUUACUGCCAUGCUGUUUCCUCUACUCCUAUCUGUCCAAGUCCAAUGGCUCUUGUCUUGAGUUCCAAAUAUGCGCCGGUCUUCGCCCCGUGCGCAUUUCUUGGUGUUUCUCGCUUUUGAAUUCUAUUUUUUUUGGAAAUUGCCUCUAUUGUAUCCUUUCUACGGUGCGCUAUUCUUAUGCGUGUUCUGUCGCUCAGCCGGAUGUUCCGUUUUUGAGUCAGUGUUCCACUAAGCUACCGUUGCUUCCACGCCAACAGCUCUUGUCUCGUACGAAAUCAAGAACCUGCUGGUUUUAUAUUUUCUUGUUGUUGCUGUUUGCUGUUGUUCUUGUGCUCUGGCCCACUUCAGUUGAUUGUAAUGGCUGCAAUCGUGCUCAUUGCCUUCGUUACUGCAACUCACAGAGAUGCUGAUCGUUGUACAUUACCCGCUUCAAAUUUCUCGUUUUUUGUCGCUUUGUUGUCUUGUGCGGUAUGGUGGCCCAUUGAUUGUUGUGUCCUGCUUGUCCGGAUUCCUAUUAUGAGAAUUCUGUUUAUACUACUGACUGGUCCGAUGUGCCUACAUGUAAUCCUAUUAUUAGUUGCUUUUCAUUCAAUACUAAGUCUCGUACCUCAGUGUAAUCACUGCUCUUUCUGUCUUUGGUCACCUCA
This is a messenger RNA of Sycon ciliatum, 2490 nucleotides long. RefSeq lists its product as uncharacterized. NCBI's taxonomy places the organism in Eukaryota, Metazoa, Porifera, Calcarea, Leucosolenida, Sycettidae. The coding region runs from base 558 to 1085 and encodes 175 amino acids. The record is from RefSeq and is a predicted model, not a curated record. The transcript has 6 exons.